Didymodactylos carnosus is the source of this 561-nucleotide messenger RNA. Lineage: Eukaryota; Metazoa; Rotifera; Eurotatoria; Philodinida; Philodinidae. The record is from the annotation of a GenBank genome assembly.
AUGAACGGAACCAAUGAUCCGUAUCAAUUACGAGAAACAAAUAAUCACAAUCAAGAUGAUUCAAAUGAAGCUGAUCAAGAUAAUUGUGUCAUUUUCAAUGAAGAAACCGUGCUGGAAACAAUAAACUCUGGCUUUAAAGCAAGUUUCACAGAAAUUUAUGAAAAUAUUGAAAAAUCACAUGAACAACAGCCACAAUCAUUAAUGAUGGAUGAAGAUAGAAAGAAAACAGAUAGUAAUAUUAAAUUCAUUAAAUACAUUCUUAAAUGGUGUAUGCCGUCUGUUAUAAUUUGGUUAAAUUUAUUGGUUCAUCCAAAUAUCCAAAUACAACGAUCAAAUGCACAAUCAGAACGAGAAAUGGGCAUAACAAAAAUAGUCCAUUUAGAUGGAGUUGUGAACGGAAGAAUUGAUGUUGUAUUAGAUACAUUAAUUGAAAAACAAAUGGACACAAUCACAUUUUUUGCUGAACACUAUUUUAUGAAUAAAUUAAAUCAACAAGUUCAGAUCAAAUCAAAAUUUGUCGCAGACUCAUGGGCAAGUCGUGCUAAUAGAAACCGAUCUUGA